CUGGCACAGCUGAUACCAAACGAACCACAAUACGUGAACCAUAACGAUCUAACAUGCGUGCUGUACUCAUCCUCUCCGUUGUCCUGGCCGUGAUCCUUGGCGGCCAUGCCUACAGUGCCAGCUGGGGCAAAGUGAAGAGCGGCGAUUACAUUCUUUCCCGCCAAGUCGAGGUCCGUAAUCCCAUCAAGAACAACUACUGGAAUUUGAACGUCAAUUACGGUCCUGGAUUCUACAACAUUUCGGCUAUCUAUGUGUACGACAACUUCAAGAACAACUCCGGUGCUAGUCCCAGCCUUUACUCUGGCGGUCCGGGCUACCGUUUUGCCACCAUUAACCUCAAGGGUCAGGUCAACCGCGGCAUCAACUCCACCGUUGAGAUCUAUGGACGUUAAACUAUACUCUGAACUCUGAAUCUUAGAAAAAAUUCCAAUAAAAAUGCAUUUGUAGAAAUUAA
Messenger RNA from Drosophila bipectinata, 454 nucleotides. RefSeq names its product probable salivary secreted peptide. Lineage: Eukaryota; Metazoa; Arthropoda; Insecta; Diptera; Drosophilidae. The record is from RefSeq and is a predicted model, not a curated record.